Molecule: messenger RNA, 1320 nt
Organism: Daucus carota subsp. sativus
Lineage: Eukaryota; Viridiplantae; Streptophyta; Magnoliopsida; Apiales; Apiaceae
Product: probable pectin methylesterase CGR3
Exons: 7
Coding region: 296-1084 (262 amino acids)
Biological process (GO): pectin metabolic process
Molecular function (GO): methyltransferase activity
Source: RefSeq, a predicted model, not a curated record
GACACACCGACGCUAAUAUUUACAGUUUACAGCGAAAACCUUAAUACCCAUUUGACAACCAUACAAAUACAUUCUACUACGCGCGUGUGUGUAAUAAUCUGUACAUACAUGAUACAACUCAUGUAUGCAUAGUUACCGGGAGAUGUAUAUGAAUAAAGUAGUAUAUAAGUCACACACCACUUGUCCAUAACACAGCAUUCACAAGCAGAUCUAGAUCCAGCUUCAAUCACAGCUUCAUCAAGCUCUUCAGCUCAUUACAUCCUCGAAAACCCAAGGUUAUAAAAAUUAUAUAACAAUGUCAAGGAGGCCAACGAGCACCUCUCGACGUUUUGAAGAUGGUGGAAGUAUGCCUUUCGUGGGCUCCUUAAACCCCAAGUCACGACCAUCACCUGUAGUAUCUAUCGUGCUAGUAGUUUUGGGCGCCUUCUUGAUAAUUGGCUAUCUAUACAGUGGUUCAGGUGGCAGUGCUGGGAAAGAGGCACUAAUGAAACUGGAAGCUGGGGCUUCAUGCUCAUCAGAAGUUCUGAAAUCAAUUCCUCUUCUGAAGAAAGUAUAUGGGGACAGUAUGCAUAAAAUACUACAUGUAGGACCUGAAACAUGUUCAGUUGUAUCUAAAUUAUUAAAAGAAGAUGAUACUGAAGCAUGGGGAGUUGAGCCGUAUGAUUUAGAUGAUGCUGAUGCGAAAUGCAGGAGUCUUGUACAUAAAGGCAUUGUGCGUGUUGCCGAUAUCAAGUAUUCUCUUCCUUACAGCAGAAACUCAUUCUCUCUUGUUAUAGUGUCUGAUGCCUUAGACUACUUGUCCCCUAAAUACCUAAACAAAACUCUUCCUGAACUGGCAAGGGUAGCUGCUGAUGGGAUUGUUGUUUUCUCUGGUUAUCCGGGACAACGUAGAGCAAAAGUAGCAGAAUUGUCAAAGUUUGGUCGCCCUGCCAAACUACGAAGCUCAUCUUGGUGGAUAAGAUAUUUUGUUCAGAUUAGCUUGGCAGAGAAUGAAUCCAUCACCAAAAAGUUUGAGCAAGCUGCAACCAAAAGUUCAUACGCCCCCGACUGCCAGAUUUUCCACCUAAAACCACACAAGAAGUAGAUGCUGAGAAACACAGAUCUUUCUGAGUAAAGAACACUGUCAACAAGUUCCGCCCCCCUCGGCAAGAUAAUUUGUGUUUAUGUUCUUUAAUCUUAUCACUGGACACUAUAAAUUAAAGAUUUUGUUGGCAGUCAUGGCUGUCUUCCUACACAAAAAGUGUAGCUUGUUUUAGUUGCAAAGAUAGAACUAUUGAAGAUCAAUAUAUAUAUUAAUAUCAUUAUCAUUUGUCUUUAUAA